GCUAGAAGUCUUUGUGGGGUGGAUUUGAAUGCUGUACUCCCUGCCUGGGAUAAAUCCUUGGGAAUGAAAAGGCAUUCUUCUGGCUUCAUUCUUGAUGAUGGUUAAAGCUCUCAGAGUUGCUUGAACAAUCUUUUGUCCCCUAUCCCCGGGUGUUAGAUGUGUGGCAGCAGGACAGGGAUGCAGGCCUCAGCCCUGGGCAAGACCCUGGCUGCCCGUGCCCUCUGUCCUCACUGUGGGUCAGGGGGAGGGAGUGUCUGGGAAUGCCAGCCUGCUCUGGCUUGGCUGCCCUGGUCACAUAUCAUAGAAGCUGCCUUGUGGACUAGGUUUCUUGUCAUUUGUACCUUUCCUACAAGGACAGUGCAGAACAGGAGAUGCUCAAGGACUGGUACAGGGGAGAUGCUCAGAAAUAUUUGUGGCAUCAAGUAGGCAGUCAAUGAAUGGGCUCCCCCCUCCCCUUUCCGUCCUCACCAAUCGAGGAAGAACAGUGAGCUGAGAGCCAGUUCUGGCUUUUUCCGCGUUGCCCCGUCUGUCUGACCUCAGCAGUCCCUUCACCUACUCUCCCUUUAAGUUCCUCCUGUUUGAGAAUGAAAGCGUUGAUGGUGUCUGCUGUUCCUUCCCACUCUGACAGGCCUCUCCUGGUCCCAGGAGGGUCUUUCGCUCUUAGUCUUGGGCUUUAUUCUCUUUCAUACAGGCUUCUGGGCCCCCAGGCAAGUUCCUGUCUUCCCUCCAUCCCUGCUCUGACUCUGAGGAUUGUACACCCUAUCCUUCUCAGCUUUUUCCUUUCCAGACUGAAGUGUGGAGAGUGAUGCUUUUUUUUUUUUUUGGCUUUUCUUCACAAAAUACCGGCCCCUCCCUCUCUAGUCUGUCUGUGGGCCUUCUCCAGCUCCAUAACGUCUGUCUAUCUAGUUUGUCUGUCUCCUUGUUUUUCUCCUGAGGUGUGGUGACCUGGCCCACCCAGUUUCCCAUCAGGGACACACUUCACAUUUGCUCCGGGAACCACUCUCCCAGUGUCAUGCAGAACCCCAGGCAGCUGCAGAAGUUUGCCAUGCCACACAAUAACCCCUUUUCCCUGAGCUGGGCCAGCUCACCAAAACCAGUUUCCCCAGUUAGGUGGUGCUUUUACUGUGGGUGAGGCCAUUCCAUCAGAGUUGCCUCCUCCCUUAGGAGCUUUGCUCCUUCUGCGGGCCGCACCCAAGCCAGAAGGUGCCUCACUGGUCAGGAAUGCUGCCUUCUCCAGAGCUGACUUCCUGCAGGUCUGGCCCAGGACAACCCAGCGGUUUACAAGGCACUUGUUGAUCACCUCUCUGUCUUGUUUCCUUUGAAACCUCAGGAGUUUUUGGUCCUGCAUUCUGUGUUUGAGAGCUGCCCUUGACCUCUGCUGGGGUCACCAUGGGGCUGGACCACUUGGGUUUUAAGCUGCUCCGACCCCUUUGAAUUGCAAAUGAGAAUUAAUAGAAAGGUCUCCUUGAUGGUUGGGAAGCAGCAUGUAGGCGCACAGAGGGAGGGAUGCGAGUUGAAAGGGCUGUGAAGGGUCCUCAGAGAGGCUGUCAGAUUGUUGCUUCUCCACAGAGUCUGUUAGGACCUUCGGGGCUCCGGGGCCGGGCUCGCCCGAUGAGCUUGUUCCCACGCUGACCUGGUCCCAUCUGAACAUCUGGGGCCUUUUCUGCCUAGAUAAAUUCUCUUUGUAGUUAGCCUUUUAGGUUGUGGGUUCAUUAUGUGACUCUCUCUUGGCUGCAUUCUCCUUGUGGGUCUUAGUUAAUUGAGAAGGAAGUUUUUAUGUUGUCACACGUACUUUAACGUGGUCAUGCAUGAGCAACUUUGGGAGCUUUAAAUUUUUUUUUAACAUUUAUUUUUUUUAAACCAACUCCUGUACUUGUGAGAACUGUGUCUGUGGGUUUGGCUUAAGAACUGGAUUCUUUUUCUAGCUGUUCCUUUUUAACCCUAUUUAUCCCCUCACCCCCACCCCACGCCACCCUAUAGAUAUUCAGAUGCUCAGGAUGUCCUGUUGGCAGCACCUCUGAGGUUUGGAGAAUGCUUUUACUUUUCAAAGUACUAGAGAUUGAGGUGACAUGUGUGGGAGUUGACAGAGUCUGGAAAUUUACAGGAUGGGGAGCCAGGAGGGAUACCCGGAAGUGAGGCGAGUCAGGUGGGAAACGGGGGGUCAGCAGCAGGUAGGGGGUGACCCUUUCUGCAGGUGCUCUGACAGCCAUCAUGUGGGGACCCCAGGAGGAGUCUGGGGCCUGGCACCCUUCCCCUUUGUGUACCUGCUCAACUCUCCCCACGCCUCUGGCCCAGAGCCGUGGAGCUGACGGUGGGUCAGACCUGGAAACCUGGGGACCGGAGCCUGUUCACCAGUGGGAAGAUGGUGAGUUGGAGGAAGGUGAACUGGAAGAUGAUGGGGCCGAGGAGACCCAGGACACCUCUGGAGGCCCGGAGAGGAGCCGGAAGGAGAAGGGGGAGAAGCACCACAGCGAUUCUGAUGAGGAGAAGUCUCACCGGAGGCUGAAGCGGAAGCGGAAGAAAGAGCGGGAGAAGGAGAAGAGGAGGUCCAAGAAGAGGCGGAAAUCCAAGCACAAACGCCAUGCUUCUUCGAGCGAUGACUUCUCUGACUUCUCGGAUGACUCGGAUUUCAGCCCCAGUGAGAAGGGGCACCGCAAGUACAGAGAGUACAGCCCCCCGUACGCGCCGUCCCACCAGCAGUACGCCCCGUCGCACACCACGCCCCUGCCCAAGAAGUCCUACUCCAAGAUGGACAGCAAAGGCUACGGCAUGUAUGAAGACUACGAGAAUGAGCAGUACGGGGAGUACGAGGGCGACGAGGAGGAGGACAUGGGCAAGGACGACUACGACGACUUCACCAAAGAGCUGAACCAGUACCGGCGCUCCAAGGAGGGCAGCAGCCGGGGCCGAGGCAGCCGAGGCCGUGGCAGGGGCUAUCGGGGCCGAGGAAGCCGCGGAGGGUCUCGGGGCCGAGGCAUGGGCAGAGGCAACCGAGGCAGGGGCAGGGGCUCCGUGGGAGGAGACCACCCAGAGGAUGAAGAGGACUUCUACGAGGAGGAGAUGGAAUAUGGAGAAAGUGAGGAGCCGAUGGGAGAUGAGGAUUAUGACGAUUAUUCCAAGGAGCUGAACCAGUACCGCCGGUCUAAGGAUAGCCGGGGACGAGGGUUAAGUCGAGGCCGUGGCCGGGGUUCCCGAGGUCGAGGGAAAGGCAUGGGCCGGGGCCGCGGCCGUGGGGGCAGCCGAGGAGGGAUGAACAAGGGCGGGAUGAACGAUGACGACGACUUCUACGACGAUGAUGUGGGCGAUGGUGGUGGAAGCUACCGGAGGAGUGACCACGACAAGCCCCACCAGCAGUCUGACAAGAAAGGCAAAGUCAUCUGCAAGUACUUCGUGGAAGGGCGAUGCACAUGGGGAGACCACUGUAAUUUUAGCCAUGACAUCGAGCUACCAAAGAAGCGAGAACUGUGCAAGUUUUACAUCACUGGAUUUUGUGCCAGAGCCGAGAACUGCCCCUACAUGCAUGGUGACUUUCCGUGUAAGUUAUACCACACGACUGGAAACUGCAUCAACGGUGACGACUGCAUGUUCUCCCACGACCCUCUGACUGAGGAGACGCGAGAGCUCUUGGAUAAGAUGUUGGCGGAUGACGCGGAAGCGGGCGCUGAGGAUGAGAAGGAAGUCGAGGAACUGAAGAAGCAGGGCAUCAACCCCCUGCCCAAACCUCCCCCCGGCGUGGGCCUCCUGCCCACUCCGCCCCGGCCCCCCGGCCCCCCAGCCCCAACCUCUCCAAAUGGCAGGCCCAUGCAGGGUGGCCCCCCGCCCCCACCCCCACCCCCUCCUCCACCCCCCGGGCCCCCGCAGAUGCCCAUGCCGGUGCACGAGCCGCUGUCCCCACAGCAGCUGCAGCAGCAGCAGGACAUGUAUAACAAGAAGAUCCCCUCCUUGUUUGAGAUCGUGGUGCGACCCACGGGACAGCUGGCUGAGAAGCUGGGUGUGAGGUUCCCUGGACCCGGAGGACCCCCAGGGCCAAUGGGCCCCGGGCCCAACAUGGGACCCCCAGGGCCGAUGGGCCCAAUGCAUCCGGACAUGCACCCUGAUAUGCAUCCUGACAUGCAUCCAGACAUGCACCCCGACAUGCACCCCGACAUGCCGAUGGGCCCUGGCAUGAACCCUGGCCCGCCCAUGGGACCUGGAGGCCCCCCAAUGAUGCCCUAUGGUCCUGGAGACUCCCCACAUUCUGGAAUGAUGCCUCCCAUCCCACCAGCCCAGAACUUCUAUGAAAACUUUUACCAGCAACAAGAGGGCAUGGAAAUGGAGCCAGGACUCAUUGGGGAUGCAGAGGACUACGGGCACUACGAAGAGCUGCCGGGGGAGCCUGGGGAGCACCUCUUCCCCGAGCACCCUCUGGAGCCUGACAGCUUCUCUGAGGGAGGGCCCCCAGGCCGGCCGAAGCCGGGCGCCGGUGUCCCCGACUUCCUGCCCUCGGCCCAGAGGGCCCUGUACCUGAGGAUCCAGCAGAAGCAGCAGGAGGAGGAGGAGAGAGCGAGGAGGCUGGCUGAGAGCAGCAAGCAGGACCGGGAGAAUGAGGAAGGUGACACUGGAAACUGGUACUCAAGUGAUGAGGAUGAGGGUGGGAGCAGCGUCACGUCCAUCUUGAAGACCCUGAGACAGCAGACAUCUAGCCGACCCCAGGCUUCUGUUGGGGAGCUGAGCAGCAGUGGGCUGGGGGACCCCCGCCUCCAGAAGGGAGGCCGGCUGGCUGACCCCCGCCUCAGCCGGGACCCCAGACUCACUCGCCACGCCGACGCUUCCAGUGGGUCAGGCCCAGGUGACACAGGACCCUCUGACCCUCGACUGGCUCGCUCCCUGCCCGCACCCAAGCCAGAAGGCAGCCUUCAUUCCAACCCUGCAGGCCCCAGCGGCUCAAAGGGCUCUGGGCAACCCCCUGCAGAAGAGGAGGAAGGGGAGCGGGCCCUUCGAGAGAAGGCUGUGAACAUUCCCCUGGACCCCCUCCCUGGGCACCCGCUGCGGGACCCACGAUUGCAGCUGCAGCAGUUCAGCCACAUUAAGAAGGAUGUGACACUGAGCAAGCCGAGCUUCGCACGCACUGUACUCUGGAACCCUGAGGACCUGAUCCCUCUGCCCAUCCCCAAGCAGGAUGCAGUGCCCCCGGUUCCUGCAGCCCUGCAGUCCCUGCCUGCCUUGGAUCCCAGGCUGCAUCGUGCCGCCGCCUCAGGCCCCCCCAACCCCCGGCAGCGCCCAGGCCCCUCCACAGAUCCCAGCACAGCCGGCUCCAACCUGCCUGACUUUGAGCUCCUUUCUCGCAUCCUCAAGACUGUCAAUGCCACUGGCCCCUCGGCAGCUCCUGGCCCCAGUGACAAGCCCAGUGACCCCCGAGUGCGGAAAAUGCCCACCGACCCUCGGCUGCAGAAACCAGCAGACUCCGCUGCCUCCUCCCGGGUAGCCAAGCCUGGUCCCACUGAAGCACCAUCUCCAGCCGCCAGCCCCAGUGAGGAGUCCUCCCCGCCAGCCACCGCCCCCUAUGAUCCCCGCGUGCUGGCGGCUGGUGGCCUGGGCCAGGGCAGCGGGAGCGGGCAGAGCAGUGUGCUGAGCGGCAUCAGCCUCUACGACCCUAGGACUCCCAACGCAGGUGGCAAAGCCGCUGAGCCGUCUGCUGAUGCGGGCUCCCAGCCCAAGGGCCCCGAGGGCAACGGCAAGAGCCCCGGCACCAAGGCCAAGGAGCCCCCGUUUGUCCGCAAGUCCGCCCUGGAACAGCCUGAAUCCGGGAAGUCCGGGGCAGAUGGGGGCGCGGCUGCAGCCACAGACAGAUACAACAGUUACAACCGGCCCCGGCCCAAGGCUGUUGCAGCCCCUGCCACCGCCACAGGCGCCCCAGCACCAGAGGGCGCCCCGCCCCAGCCCGGCGUGCACAACCUGCCCGUGCCCACCCUCUUCGGGACGGUGAAACAGGCGCCCAAGACGGGCACUGGAAGCCCGUUUGCUGGCAACAGCCCGGCCCGUGAGGGUGAGCAAGACGCUGGGUCCCUGAAAGAUGUUUUUAAAGGCUUUGACCCCACUGCCUCCCCCUUUUGCCAGUAGUGUUAAGCCGGAGACAAGCGCUCCCUGCACCCCACCCUUCCCAGGGCAAUAUUUAAGGGCAGCAACCAGAGCUGGGGACUAGGGGGAGGGGGGAGGGGGACUGGGUGUUCUUUCUUUUCUUUUUCCUUUUUUUUUCUUUUUUCUUUUUCUUU
Molecule: messenger RNA, 6251 nt
Organism: Vicugna pacos (alpaca)
Lineage: Eukaryota; Metazoa; Chordata; Mammalia; Artiodactyla; Camelidae
Source: RefSeq, a predicted model, not a curated record